This is a messenger RNA of Ricinus communis (castor bean), 930 nucleotides long. RefSeq names its product probable acetyltransferase NATA1-like. The record is from RefSeq and is a predicted model, not a curated record. The transcript has a single exon. Gene Ontology annotation, molecular function: N-acetyltransferase activity. The coding region runs from base 96 to 764 and encodes 222 amino acids. NCBI's taxonomy places the organism in Eukaryota, Viridiplantae, Streptophyta, Magnoliopsida, Malpighiales, Euphorbiaceae.
UCACCACCCAAACUCGCUAUGCUAUCCCAUCCGAAAUCUCUAAACUCCCUCUCUAGUCUCUGUUGACAAAAGCUACUCUGCAUUACAAACAAGAAAUGGCUCCAGUUUCUGCCACUCCUUUCCUCUCCACACUCUACACAAGGGUUCGCCUGGCAACACCUGAGGAUGUCCCUCACAUCCACAAGCUCAUCUACAAAAUGGCUGAUUACUAUCACCUUGCUGACACCUUUGAAGCCACUGAAUCUUCCCUUUCCGCCCAUCUUUUCAAAUCACCUCCUUUCCAAUCUUUUACCACCUUUCUUGCUGAGGUUUCCACUAAACCUCUACCCAGAAUUGAGUCCCCUCAUUUCACGCCCGUUGAGCGCGUUGUCCAGAUUGAUCGUCCUGUAAUCGACCCGGACGCUGAGACCUUCAAGAGUACAAGCGGUGGUGAUGCUGUUGUCGUUGGGUUUACUCUGAUUUUCCCCAACUUCUCGACGUUCAUGGGAAAACCAGGGUUCCAUUUGGAGGAUUUGUUCAUCAGAGAGGGUCACAGAGGGUUUGGAAUGGGGAAGUUGCUGCUCUCCGCGGUGGCUUCUCAGACGGUGAAAAUGGGGUAUGGGAGAGUGGAGUGGACGGUGAUCGACUGGAAUGUGAGAUCUCAUAAGUUCUAUGAGCGAUUAGGUGCUAAAGUUUUGCCUGACUGGAGGAUUUGCAGAUUGAGCGAGGAGAAUCUUGAAGCUUAUGGUGAUGCCAAAUGUCAUUUUAAUUUUGACUUGAAUUAAAGGGUGAUGAACAAGAAGAAGACGGUGAUCAACAUGAAUAAAGUUAUUAGUGUUUGUUGCAUGUAAAAUCUUACAAUUUCCUGAUAAAAAAUUAGUGUGUUUGGCUUGCUUGCAUGGUAUCUAGAAGACCAUGAAAAUGAAUAAAGUCAAUAGUGUUUGUUUGUUA